Petromyzon marinus (sea lamprey) is the source of this 4769-nucleotide messenger RNA. RefSeq lists its product as uncharacterized. NCBI's taxonomy places the organism in Eukaryota, Metazoa, Chordata, Hyperoartia, Petromyzontiformes, Petromyzontidae. The record is from RefSeq and is a predicted model, not a curated record. Gene Ontology annotation, cellular component: extracellular exosome.
CACACACCCCCACCACGGGUCACGCGGCGCAUCUCGCCCACAGAAAACAACCGGACAAGAACCCGCCUCCGCCUCCUCCUCCCCCCGCCGCGACCCCACGGGGUUCCGCCGGUUGCUCGCGAGACCCCUCGCAAAGUCACGUCACGCGCACAUUUGUUGCGAGCGACUGUCGUCAUCAUCAUCAUCGCCGCCGCCGUCGUCAUCACAGUCGUCUCCCGCCAUCAUCAGACCUCGUCGGCGUCACGCGUUGGUUGUUUUUGCUGAAGUACGGAGAGGCGCUGCCCGCCCUCUUCCUCCUCCUCCUCCUCGUCGUCGUCGUCCCGAGGGAUCCUUCUUCUGCAGCUCGGCUGACCCUCUUGUGCUAAAUAAAUGAAUCCGUCGGCACCGCCUCCGUACCCGGGUGCUGAACCCUACCCGCCGUACCCUCAGCAGCCGUACCCUCAGCAGCCGUACCCUCAGCCGGCAGGCCCCUACCCAGGUCCUGGAGGACAGCCCCCACCUUACGGAGGCCCAGGCCCAAACCCAUACCCAGCGCCCUACCCUCCUGGUUCCCAGCCGGGCUACGGGCCGGGACAGCCGCAGUACAACUGGCAGCCCGGGGCGCCAGGCUACCCGGGAUACGCUCCGCAGCCACAGCCGCCGGGGCAGUAUGGCGCGCAGCCCAAGCCCGAUACAGUGUACGUGGUGCAGGAGCAGAGACGCAACAACAACAGCAGCACCACCGAGACGUGCCUGACGGCCUGCAUGGCCGCGAUGUGCUGCUGCUGCGUGUGGGACAUGCUCACCUAGGUGUCGCCACUGCUGCGGGCGCCGCCUGUAUAUACACCGACACGCGCACACACGCACACAUGCACACACAUGCGCACACAUGCACACAACAACAACACACGCCCUUCGCCACUAAGUGGCGGUGACGUCACCACGGCGCUUGUGCCAGGCUAUGUGCACAUGCACACGCAUACACAGACACAUGCUGCCCAGACGGAUGUUAUGGGUGUGUUGCCAACAUUGCACCAAAAGUCCUUGUUUGUGUGUGCCGAAAAUCACAGUGCAGUAAAAAUGCACCGUCCUUUCGCGUACGCAUGGGCAGGUGCCACGUCGACAAAAUCGGCGGCCGUCGUUCACGUUGAGGGGGGGGUGGGGCUCUCCGACGUGUGUGCCGCGUGUCGUGCCGAGUGACGUUCGGCGCGACGCCCCGGGGCUGAAGCUCCCCAGCAUGUGGAGCGAAACGUCGGGACAACGUUACCGGACAACACGCGGUACAACCCGGAACCACAUCGGAACAACAUCGCAGAGUGACACAGUAACACAGGCUGGUGGGGGGGUGGGGCGCACGUAGGCGUUUGCGGUCGUGAGCGUUAACACUUAGACGUACGCACACACCCGGCCCUUCCUCGCGUCCAUAAAUACCCGGCACAAGGCCCCCCCCUCCCUCCUCCCGCCGUGUUUUGCCCACGGUGACGAGCGGCCAUGCACCAGCCACCUCGGGCUUGAGUUUCACUCUGGCCACCUGCCAACUCGACUUGCACCUCCCUGCACCCCCCCCCCUUCUCCACUCUCGCCGCUACACCACCGCCCCUCGCCCACUGCAUCUCAUGCUUAGGUGAGGCGAUCGAGCGACAGAGGGGGGACAGCAGGUAUUUUUAUCUCCGGCAGUUGGCGCUCACUCGGGCGAUCUGCUCACGUCGCCGUUUUCCCCCCUAGUGCCUCGUUUUUGUAGAACGUCAUCAGCGAAGGCGACCACGUUGCUUUGGAGAAUUGCGAUUGGUGUACUCUUUUUUUUGGCUUCUGAUUUCCUAAGUUGCAUUUAGGUGCCGAUCCUUACGGUUAAAACACGAUGCGUUUUACUUUUUUCCUGCUGUGGAGGUAGGCAGAUUAUAAGGCGUUGUGAAGAAAAUCAUUGCAUUUUUAAAUAAAUACGAUUGGAAAUUUAAUUGACUAUUUGACACCGUUAAGAAUUGCAGUUCUGACCAUCCCUACAUUAUAGCUACUGGCCUGCAACCCCGAGUCCCUUGAGUGGGAGCUAAAGAGCAAUCCUCGCUGUGUACGGUGCGUACAGUACGUACGGGGUGCUGGUGCGGUUAAACAGCCCGCGUUUCACAAGUCGCGAUGCAACAGCAGCUAAAGGUCAUUUGGUUGUAAAGGAACCUCGAAAUGUAUUUAUACUGCAAUUGGCAGGGCAAGUGAGGAAUAGUCGACGUUGAGCACUCGGUAGCCGUCGCUCUUGCUAAAGUUGAUCUCAUCCACCGGCUCGGGCGGUGAUGCAUCUGAGAUGAUUGUUGGACUUGGCGGCCCCAUCACCCCACAAUGACCUGUAAGCCCCAUUUGAGAGAAUGUAUCACAAGCGUGUCCGAUGCGGAUUGUGGCGUUGAUAAACCGCAGCCUUUGGAGAAGUUGGUGACUGGGAUAGUGGAAUGAUCCUGUCCAUUUCCGGACAAUGUGUGCGUGCGCGUAGGGAACGGUGGCGCAGUGCACUACUAACUGCGCAACCUAAGUUAGAUUCCAGCUCAUGACCAAUAGUGACAGCGAAUAUCUGAUCCGAUCCUGGGCCUCCUCUUGGUAGACUCGGUCUCAAAUGAGUACCUGGUGUGACAUGUAAAAACAUCGCCACUGGGGAGGCAAAGGCGGCCUCGGGCGUGGUGCUGACCACACCACCGUCUCGUAUGCCGUUCUGGCCUUCAUAUGUUGUUGCUGACAGCACUGGGCCCAACUGUCUGUUAAAGGCUUGUGUGUGCAAAUGCCAGCAACUACAUAUUUGUGCGAGCACUGAUUUAGGACUUAAUAAUGGGCAACAGACUGCUAUCCUUCGUUUAUAUACCAACGUGUAAUCUGACUUGGUUUUACUGACUUUGUCGUUAUCAUCCUCCACCACAAGCCCGUGAAUGCCAAAAGUCGUACUCUGCUCUUCCAAUCAGUAUCCCCCUCCGAAACUAUUUAUCUCAAGCAUCCGGCCACCCGAAUCAUAAAGCGCACAAACUUCCCACUGUCACAAUGCAAUUAAGAAAAAAAAAUGUGCAGAGGUUUCGAGCAAAUUUCAAAUAAUGGAGUCAGUCAUUCAGGGACGAAAUGCCUUUUGGGUAGCUGUAGAUAAAUACACCUCGUGUGCACUAACGUUGAUGUUAUCACGUGGAUAUUAUUGGCGUCGUACGUACAGACGCUGAAAUAAAUGCUAAAAUUAUUCAAUAGCUGCCAUGCUUGCAGACAUAGACAUGGCACGCAUGACAUACAUGUGGUUGGUAGGUCAAGCGCUUAAGAUAAAAUUAGUUUAAGCACACGCACGCAUUCGUGGUGACUGUGGUUUCGAGUGGCUGUUAACUAAACCACCGGAGCUUAACAUAAAGCAGAUAGCAUAAAACAUGUCUUUUGUUUCUUUGCAGAAUAUUAAAUUUUAUUUGGCAACCUCAAUUGAAGGAAAUGCAUGUAACUGUGCAUGUACACCACAUAUGCAGCCUAAUACUUGGUGACUCCAAGCACUAAUUAUUUUUAACAUAUUCAACUUAUUUUGAUACAAAUUCAUAUUUGCCAGCUGACAUUAAUUUAAAAAAAGUCUCUUAACAGGUACAAUGUCUCUUAACAUUUACGGAGACUGCAUAUGCAUGUAUCUAUGUACAGACAUUAACCAAAUAAAACCUAACUUCUCAGCUUGCUGGUUUUAUUCACGCACCCCAAUCUAUUUUUGCUUGGCUGCAAAUGGGUUGGUUAAGCUGGGUGGACGGACGGACGAUUGGAUGAAAUGUGACGUGACGGAGUUGUGCCGAUUUCUACAGAGGACGCCCUUAUAUUGUAUUUAAUUGCUGUCGAUAUUAUCGUUAGGCAUAAGUACAUCCUAAAUUUUGAUUUAAAGCUUUCGUGACUGCAGUGAUUCAUAUUCUUGGUUCUUUCGGUAAAGUCACGUUUGAAGGGAAACGUGACUUUACCGAAAGAACCAAGAGUAUAAGUACAUCCUGUUUAGUGUGCUGUUAACGAGGUCUAUGGAAGGACGAUGAAUCUAGCUUUAUAGUAUAGCAAAAUGUAUGUGACGUAUGCUGCUAUUCUUUUGAGAGGGGAGGAAACCCAUUAACGUCGACAAGUGCGACUCUAAUUGUGACACGCAAACUGCUUUGCACACGUGGGCAUUAAAAGUGUAUGCAAGCGGAAAGAGAGUGCAGAAGCUUGCACGCUUCGACCACCAUCCCAGUUAACCUGGGUUUGAGCCUCGUUGCUCAUCCCUUUGGUAGGCUGAGCCAGCCAAGAAUGUGCAUAUCCUGCAGUUUUCAGGCUUAACUGCACCGGAUAGACAAAGGUGGCCAGGUAUGUCACUGCCACUACCACUGCAAUCUUGUGCCACGCUAGCCUCAAUAAUUGAGAACAGCACUUGUCCUGAUAAUUUGAGGCUAACAUGGGCAUCUUUUUUAUGUUAUCAAAUAAAUGAAAAGACCUUCCACUUUGGUAAUUGUAGUGGGUUUUCUCCUGUUCCAUUAAUUGUGCUUUAGGCUGUAAUGAUGAUGUAAGUAAAUAUUGUAGCAUAAAUAUAUUGUUAAAUACUGAUAUCAGGUCCGUAAGGUACUUUUAAAACAUGCAAUACUAUUUUCUCAGCGUGUGCGUUCACUAGUGGACAAUUGUCGACUACAUAAAUCUCACUUUUAUAUAAUAGAUGGUUUGAAAUUGAUAGGUGUUUGAUGUGCGCCUUUGUAUGUAUUCCCGCAUCACGGGUUCCAUUCAAUGUCAUGUGCUGUCUCACCUUUGGAACUGGGAGGCUUUUUUCAAUAAAUUAACUGUUGCCAUUAUAA